AUGUCCUCAAAACAAUUUCUAUCCACUCUCUUCCUACUUAUUAUCACAACCUUCAACUCACCACUAUCAGUUGUGGCUCAAUGCCCCUACCCAUGCAACCCACCACCAAUAGCCGGUGGCAGCAGCAAUAUGCCGCCACCGGCUACAACGUUGCCACCGCCAUCUCAAACGGGGAAUUACCCUCCCCCGAUUGCUGUUUUUUCACCACCGUCUAAUGUUUAUCCUUAUAACCCUCAAACACCUACCUUUUACGGUGGUGCACCACCAUCUCCUGACCCUGUAGUCCCAUGGUUCCCUUAUUACUACAAAGAUCCGCCACGAAAUCCUCAUAAGUCGUCGGCGGCUGAUCGGCUAAGUGGAUCAAUGGUUGUGAUUUUCUUAUUACAUGUUCUUCUGUCGUUAAAUUAA
This is a messenger RNA of Erigeron canadensis, 408 nucleotides long. RefSeq names its product classical arabinogalactan protein 9-like. Bases 1 to 408 code for a protein of 135 amino acids. The record is from RefSeq and is a predicted model, not a curated record. The transcript has a single exon. NCBI's taxonomy places the organism in Eukaryota, Viridiplantae, Streptophyta, Magnoliopsida, Asterales, Asteraceae.